Messenger RNA from Amblyraja radiata (thorny skate), 5232 nucleotides. RefSeq names its product post-glycosylphosphatidylinositol attachment to proteins 6 (gene pgap6). Gene Ontology annotation, cellular component: membrane. Lineage: Eukaryota; Metazoa; Chordata; Chondrichthyes; Rajiformes; Rajidae. The record is from RefSeq and is a predicted model, not a curated record. The transcript is spliced from 13 exons. The coding region runs from base 94 to 2394 and encodes 766 amino acids.
GGGCGGGUGGGCGGGCGUUGACGUCACAGAGCGCUGACGUCAGGCGCCGGGCGGGCGGGCGGGCGGGGGAGGAAGCGGAGGCCCGGGCCCGCCAUGGCAACGCACCGACCGCUCUGCCGCUUCCUCGCUCUCCUGGCGCUCGCGUUACAACUGCUCGGCGGCAGCGCCCGGCUGGCGGGCCCUACCUAUGUGUCUGAAUAUUACACCCAAGCUCCUCAGAAACUUUCUCUGUACCAUUGGUAUGGAAGUGCUCGUCUAUUUGUCUUCCGCGUGCCGGAGAAUACUGUGGUGAUGAGAUGGAUUUUACAAACCUCCAAAGGAAAGGGAGCGCAAUGCCAGAAUAUCAACAUUACUGCCCAUUUCCGUGCAGGCGCCCCUCCAGUCAUCAAUCCUUUACACACCAAGUUUGGAACAAACACUGUUGCUCUCCCUUCAUUUAACAUCACCAUACCCUUGCUGACCCGGGACCAUACCAAUGUUUUCUUAAACAUCAGCAACCCUGUCCAGGGUGACUGGUUUGUGGCUGCACACCUCCCCGAAGAUGACGGCAAGAUUGAAGUCAAGGGUUUCUCGGCCAAGUGCUCCUACAUAUUUCAGCCACAAAUGUUUGUUCAGCGAUUGCUCAACGUCCCUGUUCUUCAACCGAACACUUCACUUCGGAUGAGUGUGUCUUUUAUUUACCCUGUUACACACAUGAGAAUUUUUAUUCCUGAGAACACUGUACAACUUGCCAUUCAGAUAACAAACUGUGCUGUCAACAACCAGGUUGUGGAGGCUUGUCCUGUCACCCUGUUGAUUGGAUCAAACUCCUUGCCUAACUCUUACCUGAAGGUUGUAAAUUGCAGUGAAAGUGUAAACUGCAAGAAAACGCUGGCCUCCCCACCGUGGAUGAAAUGGCUGCCGGUCACAGUGGAAAAUAGCAACGCUGACUGGUCGGUUUCCUUCAACAUUGCAGCUCAGUUGGCAGUAUGUACACCUACAGAGAGUGGAUAUCUUCCUAUUCUAUUUAAAAACUUAACUCUGUUUAGUAAAGAUGUAACAAUGAACAACGAGGAGAUGUUUGCAGCCAGCAUGAAGACAAAUACUACUGAAGCAACAAAUGUGCAGAGAUCGUGUUUCCGUACUCAGCCUGUUCUGCGGGAAGCUUUGGAUAUUGCUUCUGUCAGGUUUUAUGUUUUGAAUGGACCGGAAGUGGCCGUCACGUCUGACUAUCCCAUCAUUCUGUUACUGAACUUGAAUACAGGACGAGACAGUGGUGGGACCAUUAUCUUAAAUUUACGUUUAAAUAAGACGUCACUGUUGACUGAAAAUGCAACGGUGUUUGCAUGCCUGAGUCCCGGGUCUCCUGUGAUAGCCAUGGAUGCCAACUCUAUCAACUGUGGAGAAGAUUUAUCUUUGGGAUAUCUACUUAAAAUGAAUACUUCGCUAUUAUCAACAUACCUUCAUGUUCCUUACCCAGAGACAGGCCGUUGGUAUCUCACCUUGCAAAUCCUGUGUCCCAAUGAUAAAGGUGGUGAUGAUUGUGGGAAGGAGACUGCUCGGGUUGGAGUAUCGACCGUACUGAGUCCCUGUAUUGGUGAUUGUGGUGUGUACGGAGAAUGCAGACUUCUUCGAGCUCAUGGAUAUCUCUAUGCUGCAUGUGUUUGUAAAGCAGGCUGGAGUGGAUGGAGCUGUACAGAUGACACCCACGCUCAGACAUACCAAAAGCAAUUGCUGGCAACUCUGCUGCUGACAUUGAGUAAUCUGGUCUUCAUCCCCGCCAUUGUGGUGGCUGUUCAUCGCUAUUACUUUGUGGAGGCUGCUGUGUAUCUCUUCACUAUGGUUUUCUCAACGUUUUACCACGCGUGUGACCAACCAGGGAUUGCGGUUAUGUGCAUCAUGGAGUACGACACACUGCAGUACUGUGACUUCCUGGGCUCAGUCCUGUCUGUCUGGGUCACUGUUCUCUGCAUGGCCAGGUUGAAAUCCCAGCUGAAGUAUGUGCUUUUUAUUCUGGGCUCCUUGUUGAUUGCCAUGUCAAUGCAGUUAGAUCGGCGUGGUCUCUGGAACCUACUGGGGCCCUGUCUCUUUGCCAUCCUCGUCAUGUUAGCUGCGUGGGUGUCACAGUGUGUGAGACGCCGCCAUUGUUAUCCUCCUACAUGGAAGCGCUGGGUAUUUUUCUUAUUGCCAGGAAUAGGUUCAGCAGUAAUUGCCAUCGCUGUGUAUGGAUUUCUGGAAACAAAGGAGAACUAUUAUUACACUCACAGCAUUUGGCACAUUCUUGUAGCUGGAAGUGUGGUAUUUUUGUUACCGCCAGGUAAAAAACACCUCCACCUCUGGUUCUGGCCACGUAAGUUUACGUGCGGCUACCAGAUUUGUUCUAAUAUAAAAGAAGACUUAUACGUUGUUUGUUGAAUAGACCAAUUUAGAUGCAUUUGGUCAACCAGAGGAAACUGGUUAUUUUUGUAACGGGACUGUCUGUAUUCCUAAAUUGUUUUCAGUUGUUCUGCCGUGGUGAAAGAAAUAAUGACCACAACAUGUUUUAAACUUCUGUGAAAAUGACAAGAUCAUUUCAUUCACUUUUGACUUUUUUCUGCAAUAUGCCAGACAUUUUUAUACCUGAACAUAAGAGGCAUCUUUGAGCAGAGGGUAGUUGCAUGGACUUGAUUGGACUAUAAUAAGAUUGGGCAGUACACUAGGUUACAAAUUGAUUCAUUUCAUUUUCUGUUUGAAACAUAAAGUCUUCAUUUUUAACUAACAUCUGAGAAUUGAUCAUAUGUAAUAAAGGAAAGAUGCAGGUGAGUAGAUCAGUAGCUGCUGGGUAAUAUUACUGUAGUCACUAUUUUUCUUUAGACACUAAAGAACUGAAAGUUAUGAUUUUAAGCACAUUUCUUAGCACUUUAAAAAAAAAACUUACGUGGUGAUUUGUUAUGUUGAAUUUAUCUAUUAAUUGGGGGUUGACAUUGAAACUCAUUUGCGUUUGCCCACCUCCCACUUUAAUAUUCGUCUGGCUAAAUUGUGUAUUUAGAAUUGAAGUGUGUAUUUCGAAGCUUCCUUAGUUUGGAGUAUGUUGCAUGAGUCGGUCCAUGUUGCUCUGGCCUGUGUGUGAGCUCCCGGUAGCACGGUGUGUGUCACUGGGCUCUGCCUGCAUCUUGGUCACUUGCUGGAGGGAGGGGCCUCUGCACCCAUGCCAGUCUCAGAAGGUGCAAGCAAGCUGCAGGAUGCACUGCUGUAGCCGUUACUCUAUGCAUGAAACGGUGCCAUGUUGUGAACAAAUCACUCAAUGGUUCCCUGGGCAGGAUUUCCAUGCUAUGGUUCAGUUUGCGAGUAAAUGCAAGAACCACAUAACCAAUGAUUCUAAUAUACAGAAUCUUAUUUCAUUUUAUCGACUGUAAUGUGUGCUAAGUGUAUAGAUCAUUCUGAGCUACACAUGUUAUACUACUGUAGGGUAUGAGGCAGAAAGAGGGAUGUUAGCAAUUACAUUUCAUCUUCUCGCUGGGUGGACAGCAACCUUGCAUUUUUAAGAUUUUUCUUUGAAUUCAUGAAUGGAUGAGAGUGCCACUGACAAGGGAAGCGUUGGUGACUGGAGGGCAACCUGCCCCUGGGUUGCUGUGGACAAGGGUCGUGUCCGUGUGCUUGGGGCUGGGGACUCUCUGGAUCCGUACGCUACGUUUGUGGUGAGGGCAGUUGGGACACGCUGCAUCCAACAUGGUGACAGCAGUCAAUGUUUCAUCUUACAGGAACUUCAACCAAACUUUUAUCACCAAAUAUACUUGUGGCUUUUGCAAAAAGGCAGGCACCCAAGACAACUGCUGUGUAAAUACGAUAUAUAUUUCCGACAUUAAUAAGUAUACGGGACAUUUUUCUUUUGGGCCUUUAGUAUCUGAUCUGAUUUUGGGGGCAAAUGUCAUAUUUCACCCAUUGAAGGUUCUGUGCACUAUCAGUAUGGGAGUUGUUCUCCACUCUUGCAGCAUUCUCAUUAUAUUCAAUUAUCACCACAUCCAUAUGGAAUUUUAUCACAAUGCAAGUACUAAAUCUUUACGUUAGAAUAUUAUAUUGUACAAACCAGAAGCUGUGAAGGAGGUUGCAUCUAGUGCAAAGUAAACACAGUGUCAGAUCUGUGGUUUGCACAGGCCAUGAUAGGUCUUUGGGAAUGAAAUACAUGUGUCUGGAGUUGCAGAAUUACAGAAUCUAUAAUCACAACAUUGCAAUGCCUGUACAGCCACCUUUACUCACAAGGAUAUUGAACCAUUGGUUUUGCCCGAUUGCAAUGACAACAGGUUCAGUCUUUCUCAACACUGAAGUCUUUCUCUGUGACCAUGAUGUAAUUAUUAGUGGAUAAAUACUUGACACUUCCUGAAAACAAAACUCAACAUGGAAAGCACUUUACUCCGGUUACAAUCUCCUUCUUGUGGUGUGCUGUUUGAUUGGUAAAGAUUCUAAUUCCUGCACACAUCUGUGACCAGUAUAAAUCUGCUGGCACAUACUAAUUAUAUCACAGUCUGGGUAUUCAUUUAUGACCAACUGUGCUGUUUAUAUUUCAUAAAUAUCCGGACAAGUUGCAUUGACACACAACGUGUAGCAGUUGCAAUUUGUAGCGAUGCAUUUUCUCUUUAUUCUCCACAAACUAUUGCCAUCAGAGAAUGUUUAUCAUGGUGCUCCUCAUCUGCAUGGUCUUGCUGUAGGGAAUUGGAUUUAGCAGCACCAUCUACAAAUGAUACUUUACAAGACAACCUGAACAUCAAAUGCUGCUGUCAGUCGACUAUGUGUUAGUUUUAUCUGUGUCUGUAAAUGUUUUAGUCAUUACUGGUUAAAUUAGACUACUUAUAUGCUGCAUUCAUUGUGAACCUGGACUGCAGAAGUGACUACUUUUUUUAUAAAGAUAAUAUUAAAUGGAAGAGAACAGCUUUUAUUCCAAAAAAACCUGAGCAGACUUGAUACACUGUGUAUGUUCUGCACGUUACUGAUAGUUUCUUAUAUGUAUAUAUGAGUAAAGAUUCUAUGUACUAUAACUUGAAGGUGAGAAAUAGAAUUUUCCUAUUAAACAGUUGCUUUUAUUCUGAUAUAAACUAUUUAUUUUUAUGUGACCAUAUUCAUUCUGAUGCAUAUUCUGCUGUGCACAUUUAGAUUGCCUUUAAUGGGUAUUUAUAUUUUGGGGAAAUGUAUUAAAUCAUAAUGAUGCAAGUGUUGUAUCAUGUCAUUCAUAAUAUGAAACACCAGCAUACAAUAAAUUUUAUUUUGAAACAUUGCAAA